This is a messenger RNA of Cuscuta epithymum, 2045 nucleotides long. The record is from the annotation of a GenBank genome assembly. NCBI's taxonomy places the organism in Eukaryota, Viridiplantae, Streptophyta, Magnoliopsida, Solanales, Convolvulaceae.
UUAUAUUUCUCAACCCCUAUAACUAGCCCCUUGGGGUCUAUUUAUAGGAAAAAAUGUGGAUUUGGGCUCCUAGUCUUGGGCUUAGGAGGCCUAUUACAAUAAUGAUGCCUUCUUUGGGCGGAAUAGGGCCACUAAUGGGCUGAGUACAACACUUAGUAAAUAAAGUAGAGAGAAGCAUUCUGCGAGGACGAAGUCGGGCCGAUGCGAUACUUUCUGGCCGAUGCGGUCCCUGGCCGACGCAUCCCAUAGGCCGACGCGGACCACUUAUGCUCCUGACAGUGCUUUGGGCUGAUCCGGUUCUGGUCGUUGCGGGCCCCCAUCAGGACGUGGCGUGCCGCGUGGAUGCUCUACUGACGUAUUUGACCUUUAGAGUAUGUGGGUCAUGGGGUCUAGUGCAACCCCUGGUGAUGAUGAUGAUGAUGAGGAUGAUGAGGAUGAUGAUGAUGAUGACGACGAUGAUGAUGAGGAUGAUGAUGAUGAUGAUGACGACGACGAUGAUGAUGAUGAUGAUGAUGGAUGAUGGCUUUUGGCCGAAGAUGGCAGGAUCUUACGAGCAGGCCGAUGGCCCCCGGCUGGGUGUUCCUGCUGAAGCCGAAGGUUUCACCAUGGACCGUAUGUCGUUUAUGGCAAGGGCUGUAAAGAAGGCCGAAGCGGAGCUUAAGGCCGCCCAAGCCGCUGAGGAGGCGAAGAAGUCGGCCAGCGGUUCCCAGGGUGGAGGUGAGGCUGUCAAGAAGCCCGUUGCUAAAAAGAAGAAUAACAGGGGGGCCGACGAGGGCCAAAAGACUCUGACUGAGGCAGGCCUGAAGUCGAGCCAGGUUUCCAAGAAGCUGAAGAAGACUUCUGCAGGCGAAGAGGCCGGUGCCCCCUCAUUCCAAGCCGAUGUUGUUGUCAAGACGGUAGAUGUCCCUCCUCUGACGGAUCUGGUCGUUGGGUCACCGUCGCCUGUGAUUGUUAUGGCUUCCCGUGAUGUUCCAGCCACGGCCGCUAAUGCCCGUCUUGAGGAGGCUCUGGCCAAAGGUUCGUACGAAGUCACUGUACGAUAUCCUGUGAAGGGCGGGCUCUUCAACGAGAUCGUCAGUGGUGACGAUGUGCUCGCCCAAGCCAUCCCCGACUACGAUCGGCAGUACCUCCAACGCCAGGGCAAUCAUGUCCGGCUGUACGAUGGAGGAAUUGACUACGUCGUCCAGGGUGCCUUGAUGCUGCGGGAGCAGCACUGGAGGCAAAAUGCCGAGAUAGAGCGGCUAAAGAAAGUGGAGGCUAAGGCCGUCUCGGCCGAUGAGGGCCUCCAAGACAUGAGAGAUAAGGCUAAGGCCGCGGAGGAAGAAAAGAAGCUUCUCCAACGCCAGCUUAAUGAUGCCGAGGCGGGCCGAAAGAAAGCUGUAAAGGCUGCUGCUGAUGUCGUUGUGAAGAGAGCCGAGGAGGCGGAGAGGCUUAAGGUCGAGGCCGAGAGGGCUGUUGAGAAGGCCGUGGAUGACUUCACGGCCGAUGGGUGGAAAGCCGACGACUAGCUCCCCUUUUGUUAUAAGGUGGUGGCUGAGAGGCUUAAGGACUGGACGACAAAGGAUCCCGUCAGCGAGAACUUCUGGAUGGACGAGAUGCAGGCCUUCUAUAACCGUGGUUAGUACCGAAUGCAAAAGUUGAUCUACAGGCGGCUUCAUCGUCGUUUCCACAAGAUGAGGCCACAGGGCCUUGGCUUGCCUCCCUGGAUGAAGAAUCCGGAUGAAGAGAUGAAGUUGCCCUUGGCCGACAGGCAGCCUCCCAUCCUUAGUUCUGAUGAGGAAGAUGAGCCUUGGAGUGACAAUGAUGAUAACAUGCUUAGGAGUCCGGAGUCUGAUGAAGACGAUGAUGGUAAUGAUGGUGGUGACCACGCUGAUGGAGCUGAGGAGGAUGCCGGCCAGAGGACGAACCAAGCCGAUGAAGUAGCUUAGUCUUUGUUUUUUGUUGUCUAACUUUAGUGGCCGUAGUGCCCAACGAUAUGUAACGGCCGAAGUGCCCUCUUUCUGUAUUUUUUAAGGGCUUAUUAAUGGUAACUCUUUUUGCCAUCA